Molecule: messenger RNA, 1070 nt
Organism: Microdochium trichocladiopsis
Lineage: Eukaryota; Fungi; Ascomycota; Sordariomycetes; Xylariales; Microdochiaceae
Product: ankyrin repeat-containing domain protein
Exons: 1
Coding region: 199-1026 (275 amino acids)
Molecular function (GO): protein binding
Source: RefSeq, a predicted model, not a curated record
GCCGACGUGAGCCGGACGAGCAAACGUGGCCGAGGCGCGCUGAGCCUUGCCGCGUAUGGAGGAUUCAGCGACAUUGUCAAGCUCCUUCUCGACAGGGUGACCCCCGCCACGGCUCGUGCUUGUGGUGGUGGUGCCGCGGUCGAGGCUGCCUGCGCGAGAGGGCAUCUGGACAUCCUUGAGCUCCUGCUGGCCAGCGAGAUGAUCGUCCUCAAUGGCGACGACCUCGCCGAAGCAUUUGUUGCAGCCUGCGGAAAAGGCCCCCUGGCCAUGGUCAAGCUUCUACUUGCCCGCGGUGCAGUUCCGAACACAAGACGGCGCAAGGAUGGCUUCAGCCCUCUCCGGGCAGCCGUGGGGCAGCGCUCUCUAGAGAUUGUCCGGCAUUUGGUCUCCAAUGGCGCAGACGUCAACGCAACGAAUCACUGGGAGACCCCUCUCUCUCUCGCUACGCAUUACGGCUCGUUAGAGAUUGUGCAGCACCUGGUGUUGAAUGGCGCAGACGUCAACGGCCCGUUUGGUUUGAUCCCGAGCACUCUGGCUAUAGCGUCGCGCAACGGCCACCUUGCCAUUGUUCAGUUCCUGCUCACGAAAGGCGCCGAGGUGAACCGGAAUAGUGAGUCACUGGCUCCUCUUGCUGCAUGCCUGAGCAGCCCCAGCAGCGACUUCGAUUUCGCCAUUGUGCAACUGCUCAUUGCUCACGGGGCGGAUGUCAAUGCACAAGGUGCACUUCUAGAGGGCACCCCGCUCAUUAUAGCGGUCGACAGAAGGCGUGAAGUCAAUGUGGUCCAGUACUUGCUGGAUCACGGGGCAGACGUCAAUCUCCGGGCCGGCCGGCAGAAGCGCUCGCCCCUUGAAGUCAGCUUGGACAAGGGUAAUGCUGCGUGCACGAGGUUGUUGCUGCAAUACGGCGCCGAAACUGCUUCCCUUGACAAUUCUCAAAGGGAACAGAUGCAGGGGCUGCUCUCCAUGAAAAGCGACGCGCCGUCUGAAGACUACUGGGAAGACUCCGAAGGAUCUCGAAGUAUCUGAGCCGACUCGUAUCUCGGCUACACGUCUUACUGCCGCAGAAGCAU